AUGGCAGAUUUCGAAGCCAAGAAACCCAUUAAAAAAUCCGCGGACUGGAAUCUCUUGCACCUAUCUGAAUGUCUCGAGGAUCGCCAUAUCAAGCACUGUAUCGCUGCCGACGCUGUCCUCACAACUCUCAAUCACCCGCUCGUCAUUUGUCAACUUUACCUCGCGGUCGCGGAUGAGCAACUUGAAGAUGCUCUCGCAGUCAUGCUUCAACAAGGACUCCAGCAACGCCCAGAACACGACACUUAUGUGGAGGAGGACGCGACCAUUGCUCCUCUGGGCUGGCCAGGAUAUACCCUAGAGUGGCCUCACGCAUCUGUCCUCGCUGCCGGGGUCUCUCUCGUUCCCUCCAGUUUUUGGCAUAUGGACCUCUCAGAAGCGAGCCUAUCGAAAAGCACAUUCCUACAUCCCACUACUCGAUGCCGAUUUCCAACGCGGCUAUUUUAUCUGGAUUCUGUGAUCAGUGCCCUCGUGAAAUCUUCAUUGGAAUCUGGCCACAACAGGUCUAUCGCUCGGUACUUCCAGAUGCAGUAUCACUAUUUAGUCGACUGGCUCUCUUGGCAGUCCCCGGGUAUUCUUCUCAGGCUACCGCCGUGUGAUAAGUUCUUUGUUGACUUAUAUGGCACACCCCUUCCACCGAAAACCCGGAAAAGAGUCUGUUUGAACAGGCAGCAGAUUCAACUGGGCGUAUUAACUGUGGAAAAUGCAUGGAAGUCAAUGCCGAUGAAGUUUAUCGAGACGAUAAAGAAGAUCGAGGCAGACAGGCAGCAGAAGAUGCGGCGCAAGGCUGCUGAAGUGGGCGCAACCUGA
Messenger RNA from Penicillium bovifimosum, 807 nucleotides. RefSeq lists its product as uncharacterized. NCBI's taxonomy places the organism in Eukaryota, Fungi, Ascomycota, Eurotiomycetes, Eurotiales, Aspergillaceae. The transcript is spliced from 2 exons. The coding region runs from base 1 to 807 and encodes 268 amino acids. The record is from RefSeq and is a predicted model, not a curated record.